AUGCCCAAUGCAAUUUCCACUUCUUAUAUUGAUGAAUUUGAUCAAGAAGAAUUAACAGACGAAGAAUACUUUUUAGGCCUUUCAGUUGCUGACAUAAUAAAUUUAAGUGAUAAAAAAACAUUGGCAGAUGAUGAAAUGGUUGCAAAAUUAAAAAAAGAAGCAAAUUCUAAUCCACCUCCUUGUAUAAAUUCUGCAUACCUUAAAAGAUGGUUCAAUUCAGUAUAUGAAAAUGACAUAGAAAAUUCAUUAAAAAAACUAAAAAAAGACUUUGAU
Entrophospora candida is the source of this 273-nucleotide messenger RNA. The record is from the annotation of a GenBank genome assembly. NCBI's taxonomy places the organism in Eukaryota, Fungi, Glomeromycota, Glomeromycetes, Entrophosporales, Entrophosporaceae.